This is a messenger RNA of Cutaneotrichosporon oleaginosum, 492 nucleotides long. RefSeq lists its product as uncharacterized. The record is from RefSeq and is a predicted model, not a curated record. Lineage: Eukaryota; Fungi; Basidiomycota; Tremellomycetes; Trichosporonales; Trichosporonaceae.
AUGGCCUGCGCGUGUGACCCCAAGACGCCAACUGCUCAGUGCGAGUGUGGUGGCAAGUGCACGGGCUCGUGCGACUGCCCCUCGUGCCCAGCGAACCAGGCGGUGGCCUGCAGCUGCUCCCAGCCUGGCGAGAGCUGCAAGUGUGCCGACGGUUGCAAAUGCGCCGACUGCAAGUGCCCCUCGUGCCCGUCGAAGAAAGCCGCUGCUUGCAAGUGCGAGCAGCCCGGCGCCAGCUGCCAGUGCGCGGAGUGCAAGUGCCCCUCUUGCCCAUCGAAGCAGACCAAGGAUUGCCACUCCUUGGACAUGUGGGACGCGAGUGCGGACCUAGGGGUGUGGGUGCUGCGAGUCGCCUGGCGAGAGCUGUGGCUGCGAGGCCAACUGCAAAUGCAGCAACUGCAAGUGCAAGCAGUGCCCAUCGAAGCGGGGCUGCUGUGCUUGAGUUAUACAUCACUGAAGUCAGUCAAACUGGCCGGCCUACACGAGGUCGUAUGA